Messenger RNA from Solea solea (common sole), 1162 nucleotides. RefSeq names its product general transcription factor IIIA, b (gene gtf3ab). The transcript is spliced from 9 exons. Bases 91 to 1062 code for a protein of 323 amino acids. Gene Ontology annotation, cellular component: nucleus. The record is from RefSeq and is a predicted model, not a curated record. Lineage: Eukaryota; Metazoa; Chordata; Actinopteri; Pleuronectiformes; Soleidae.
GUUGGUACGUCCCGUUAAGAUAAAUUCAGAACAGGUGAGGUGCUUGUUGUGGGUCAGUGAAUGUCCUACUCCUCUGACCUCUAAUUAAAGAUGGGGGAGAGGUUGCAAAGUCAGAAAAGUUAUGUUUGCUCGUUCUUCGACUGUAGCGCUAAAUUCAGUAAGUCCUGGAAGCUUGAGGCUCAUCUGUGCAAACACACAGGAUUGAAACCAUUCUCAUGCGAGAGCUGUGACAAGAGCUUCUGCACUCGCUAUCAACUCACCAGACACGAGCUUAGUCACAGUGGAGAGAAACCACACAAGUGUUUGGCUGAUGGCUGCUCCGAGGCCUUUGUCACAAACACCAGCAUGAAGAACCACAUGGCUCGUGUUCAUCAACACCAGGAGAAGCGAUAUCAAUGUGACUAUAAGGGCUGUGGGAAGGAUUUCAGCAAGAAGAACCAGCUUAAAAGCCACAAGGUCGAGCAUGGUCAGCUUCCGCCUUUUCACUGUGUUUUCGAUGGAUGCUCCAAAGAAUUUCUCACUCAUGGGAAGCUGAAGCAGCAUGAGAAAAUACAUAAAGGUUACCCUUGUAAAGAAGAGGCGUGUCCUUUCCAGGGAAAGACGUGGACAGAAUAUUUGAAGCACAGAAAAGAACACACAGGCAAGGUGCCGUGUGCAGAGUGCAAGAAGCAGUUUAACAACACCUGGUUCUUGCGCCAGCACGAGCUGCAUGUUCACUCUGGGGAGAAGAGGAUGCUGUUGUGCCCCAGAGACGGCUGUGACAAAAAAUUCACCCGUCGCUUUCACUUGGAAAGUCACGUCCUCGGUGACCAUGAUGGGAAGAAGCCUUUCAGCUGUGCCGUUGCUGGCUGUGGGAAGAGCUUUGCCAUGAAGGAAAGCCUGUGGCGACAUGGAGCGGUGCAUGACCCCGCAAAGAAAAAGCUGAAGAAACAGCCUCCUAAAAAGAACCAGCCCGGUCAGACUGCACAGCAGGUCAGACUGCCAGCUGCAGCCAAUGUGACAGACGCCAACAAGCUUGCUGCAAAGCUGAGAAAUACAACGUUAGUGGAUAAGAGAUCUUGAGGCUACAUUAUACAAAAGGUCUGGUUGUGAUAUCAUUUAAAAAUGAAGUUUUUUUUGUUUAAAGCGAAUAUAAAAAUAAAGCCUCAUUAAUACAGCACUA